Molecule: messenger RNA, 1573 nt
Organism: Carya illinoinensis
Lineage: Eukaryota; Viridiplantae; Streptophyta; Magnoliopsida; Fagales; Juglandaceae
Product: GPI-anchored protein LLG1
Exons: 4
Coding region: 161-688 (175 amino acids)
Source: RefSeq, a predicted model, not a curated record
UUAAGAAUACCAACGAGAGCCCAGCUGUUCUGUUUGGUGUGUGUGAUGACUGUCCCACUCUGGACCUCUUUUUCCCUUGUAAACUAAAGUUAAUAGAGAGAUCGAGAGAGGAGAUAGAGAACCGGUCUUUCUCCCACGCGCAAAGAAAACCCAAGAAAGUAUGGCGGCGAAAUGCUUCUUGUGCUUAUGCUCUGCAAUUUUGUUCUCCUUCAUUUUGAUGGGUCUCUCGGUUUCUUCUUCUUCUCCUUCCACUUUCAUUUCAGAUGGUAUCUUUGAAUCUUACUCGUCUACUGGCCGGAACCUUCUUCAAGCUAGAAAAGCUUGCCCGGUGAACUUCGAAUUCUUGAACUACACAAUCAUCACAAGCAAAUGCAAAGGGCCUCGGUACCCAGCUGAUCUUUGUUGCGCGGCAUUCAAGGAAUUUGCUUGCCCUUACACGGACGUGUUGAAUGAUUUAACAAAUGACUGCGCUACAACCAUGUUCAGCUACAUUAACCUCUAUGGAAAAUACCCACCUGGCCUUUUUGCCAGUGAGUGCAGAGAAGGGAAGGAGGGCCUUGCAUGCCCUGCACCACCACCAUCAGAGUCAUCCAAAUUAGCCAAUACAAGUGGAAGUGAGACCGUGUGCUACCCAUCGUCACUGUUGAUGCUCACAGCUGGUUUCUUGCUGGGGUUGCUGACUUCUUAAAAGCCCCCAAUUGGUGAACAACGAGGAUUCCCAGGAAUGCUGAGAAGCAUUGAUUGCAUGCAUUGGAAGUGGAAAAAUUGUCUCGCAGCUUGGAAAGGUAUGUACUCUGGCCACAUCCGUGAAUCAACUAUUAUUUUAGAAGCAGUUGCUUCAUAUGAUCUCAAAUAUAGCAUGUAUUUUUUGGUAUGCCCGGUUCACAUAACGAUAUUAAUGUGUUAAAGAGAUCUUUUAUUUUUACGGAACUUGCCCAAAGGCGUGCUCCUCCAGUCAUUACACUAUCAAUGGCAACGACUAUACUAUGGGCUAUUACCUUACGGACGGUAUUUAUUCCAAGUAGCGAACUUUUGUGAAGACGAUUCCAUCACCACGUGGGAAUAAGAAGAAACAUUUUGUGAAAGCACAAGAAUCCGUAAGGAAAGAUGUCGAGCGUGCAUUCGGGGUACUUCAACAACAAUUUGCUAUCAUUCGUGGACAUUCCUGAAUGUUUAAAGUGAAUGAACUAACAAAUAUAAUGAAAGCAUGUGUUAUUCUACAUAAUAUGAUAAUUGAAGACGAACGUGAUGAUAGUGAGAGUCUGAAUAUUGAAUAUGAUCAACUUGAUGAUAAUCUCCCCGAAUUGUCGCGCAAUCAUACAACUGAGUUUACUUACUUCAUCCAGCAUCAUCAUGAUGUUAGAGACAGCUCAGCACAUCAUCAGCUUCAAGAAGAUCUAAUUGAACAUCAAUGGUUUUUAUAUUCACAACAUUAGUCAGGGUUGCUUUAGAUUUUAUUAUUUCCUUAAUGUAAUUGGUGACCUAUGUUUAAGUUAAUCUGAUUUGCAUUUGUAUUUCGUUAUUGUUAUCAAUUUCUUGAAUAUAUUAAUGGUAAUCAAGUUUGUUUCUGAAA